GAAGGCAGCACCCGUCACACAAAUGGCGGCGGACGUUGUAAACAGAACCAACAGCUUCUCCGGGGCCGAAGUGAAAGCUCUGUUUUCAACAUGGACAGCGUAGAGUUUGACCGGUUAGACAGCCUCGAGGGCUGGGUGGCCGUUAAAAGUAACAUAUUCGAAGAGCAUGAGCCGUUCAAGUUGGGUUUCAUCGUCCAGUGGAACGUCAUCGAGUCGAAGUUCGCAGUGACCUGCCACAACCGGACGUUACAGCGGCAGAAACGUAAGGCUGAGGUGUCCGCCGGCGGCGAUUCCCAGAUGAGCUGGGCUGGACUGUUCUCCGUAAGCGACCUGAAACACGUCCACCAACAGUUCACAUGCGUGGCGGACGUCCUGGGGGGCUGCUUCCCGGAUUUGACCGACUUUGAAGAAAGUAACAUUUGGGAUUUGCUGCUGUUGAAUCGGAAGUCCGGUCCAGAGGAUGACGAACAGAGAGACUUCGACACGCCGUGCAGGAAAAUGGAAAAAUACUUCAGCACAGCCAUUGAUCUCUGCGGGAGAAAGAUCGUCAUGGAAACUUUGUUCACCCAGGAUGAGAGAGAUGUCGAUGAGUACUUUGAAAACCUGCAGGAGUUCAAAAAGAAGACCAUGCAGGAGGAGAUGUCAAGGGCCAAGAGUCACCUGAAGGAGCUGCUGCAGAGUCACAGCUCUGCUAACGGGAUGGUAGCACUGCUGAGCAUCUAUGAGAAGGAAGAUGAGGCCUAUCAGGACCUGGUCACCGUUGCCACCAGCUUCUUCCAGUACCUGCUGCAGCCUUUCAGAGACAUGCGAGAACUGGCCUGCCUAUACAAGAUGGAGAUUCUGAAGUCUUUGGAGUUCGAGGACUUGGGUCCCAAGAGAAUUGCAGCUCUGGAGAAGGAGGCGGAGGAGUGGAGAAUAAAAGCAGAGGAUGCAGUCGCCUCCAUCCAGGACAUCACCGUCACCUACUUUGCACAGACGUCAAGGGCUCUAGCCGGUAUGGUAAAACAAAUGGAGGAGGAUAAGAAGCGUUUUGGACCUGCUGCCUGGGCGUCUGCAGCUCCCAGACUGGAGAAACUGCGCUUCCUUUUAGCCAAAGAAACCUUGCAGCACAUGCGAGCGGCAGAGAUGUGCCUCAGCCGCAAGAAAGAUGCGAUCAAAGAGAGGCUGGAGAACCUGUCAGAAAGCAUCCAGAACCGGACUCAGGGGUCUGCGUUUGACAACAGUCAGAAACACGACACGGUGGACCAGCUGGAGCUGCAGUUCUAUGAAACCCAUCUAGAACUGUAUGAUGCCAAGUUUGAGAUCCUGAAGAACGAGGAGCAGCUCCUGGUUGCUCAGAUAGACACCCUGCAUCGACAGAUUAAAGAGCUGAAGGAGGAAGUGGUGUACUAUGAUGUCUGUGAGGACCCAGAGGAGCUGCACAGCUUGGUCCACGCAGCGUUUCAACAGGCAGAAUCUCCGCUGAUCCGUCAGCUCAGAAGACGCCUGAAGACCCUGGAGACCAAGAGGGGCAACAUCUGUGCUCGGAGGGCUUACCUGCGCAACAAAAAGGAUCAGUGCACGGAGGCCCAGGAGCAGAAGCAGCUGGCAGGCAAGCAGAGCUCCAUACUCUUCAGCCAACAUCACCAGGUCCACCUGAAACGGGAGAAGAGGAAAGAGGAGGAGCAGAGGAGGAAGCAGUGGGUGGACCAGGAGCGAGAGAAGACCCUGAGCAGAUUACGAUCCUUCAGAGAGAAGCAACAGGGCCAGUACAUCCUGAAGACUCCUCAGUCCAGGAGGUCUCCUUCAGAGGUCUCUUGCCCACCCCAGCCAAUGUCCAUCAUCAGCUUGUCGCCUUCUGCCUCUCCUGAAGAGCCUUCCUCCAUCCGCCCAGCGCCCAGACGCAACAAAACCCCCAGAAAACAGCAGCCUAAAGAUAUCCCUGUUCAGAUAUUCUCUGCUCCGCCUCCGCCAGCUUUAACCUGCCCCACUGCACCUCCUCCUCCACCCCCACCACCACCACUUCCACCACCACCUCCUGCCAUACCACCUCCGCCUGUCCGAGCUUCACCUUCCCCCAAGGACACACCGAUGCCUCUCAGUGACAAAAACGAGUCUUUUCCAUCCAAGAACAUGCUCACGCAAAAUAUAGGAACUAUGGAUGAAGUGUUGGCCUCGCUGACGCGCGGACAGAUUAAACUCCGAAAGGUCCCCGCUGCCAGGACCAGUUCUGGCGAGGACGCGAGGAGCAGUCUGAUGUCCGCCAUCCGACAGGGAGUCACAUUGAAGAAGGUGGUUCCCAUGCGGGAGGAAAUCUCGGGGAGCACCGACAACGAGCUGGAGCGCAGCAUCAAAGCCGCCAUGAUGAGGAUGAAGAAGGUGGCAGCCGACUCUGACGACGAGGACGGAGGUGACGACGACUCGCAGAACGCAGACUGGGACAGCUGAGAGCAUGAUCUUGCAGACGAGGUUGUUCAUCCCCCCUUGCUUCGUUUUCCUCACAGUUGUGAGAUUUCAACAAAAAAAAUGCUGCUUCAUCUGACAAGGACGGGAUUACGCCUCCUCCUACGACCAAAACACUUUAGUUUGUUGGAGCUGUCACUCACUAAUCCCAUUGGUCCUCCUAAAGUAGCACUGAGAUGUAAGUGAUCCAAAACGGCUCCGAUCCAACUAAGUAGGGCCAGAAUCAGGAUUUAAUCUCCUCUAGUUUGGAGAAUUUUCAGAGUGAACGGCUCAAUGGGAUGUUCUGCAUUAUAAAGUAGCGGCAGUGGGCAGUACUGAAGUGCAGCGUGUUAAUGAUUGAAACUUACUGCAUCAAGGCCUUUUUAUGAGGCUGCUGCUCAGCAGGGGACGCCUGUCCUGCAGGAAGAAACAACUUCCCCUCUCAUAUUUCUGAAUAUUAACUCAUUAUCUUGAAUGUAAUAAAAAAAAAAAAUGCAUUUUCAUAGGCUUAACCCAGCUACUGUAUUGCUCAACAAAAGAGCAGUUACUGUGUGAAGAGCAGCGGUGUAAGCUGUUUACAGUCUACACAACUAAAGCCGUCAGCGAUUUCUACUAGAACCUGCUGUCUUGUCAGAAAUGUGUGGGAGUCUUGUAAGGCUUUGUCUCGAAACAAAUCUUUCUUCAUGGCGUCAUAAGAAAUGAUGAAUUAGGAAGGCAACAUAAUUUUUUAAUAAAUACUUAUGUUCACACAUGAAACUUCUCAUCCUCUAAGCCUUGGUUUGCCUUAGUGAAUGAAACGAGCUGGUAAUGGCUGCACUGGAAACGCAUAUGCACUACUGUUUCAUUAAAAAGGAAAUCAAUAUAAA
Messenger RNA from Girardinichthys multiradiatus, 3287 nucleotides. Its product is annotated as WASP homolog-associated protein with actin, membranes and microtubules. Gene Ontology annotation, molecular function: Arp2/3 complex binding; actin binding. Gene Ontology annotation, cellular component: endoplasmic reticulum-Golgi intermediate compartment membrane; cytoplasm. Lineage: Eukaryota; Metazoa; Chordata; Actinopteri; Cyprinodontiformes; Goodeidae. The transcript has 11 exons. Gene Ontology annotation, biological process: endoplasmic reticulum to Golgi vesicle-mediated transport; Arp2/3 complex-mediated actin nucleation. The coding region runs from base 91 to 2427 and encodes 778 amino acids. The record is from RefSeq and is a predicted model, not a curated record.